Cricetulus griseus (Chinese hamster) is the source of this 2462-nucleotide messenger RNA. The record is from RefSeq and is a predicted model, not a curated record. NCBI's taxonomy places the organism in Eukaryota, Metazoa, Chordata, Mammalia, Rodentia, Cricetidae.
GUAAGUGGGAUUCAAGAAAUGCUAACUAAAAGUGCUUUCUAAAUAUUUCCAGUAUUCUGACACAGCAUGACAGUUAGGAAGUCAUUUGUAUAAUCCUGUCCUUAGUGUUCUCUUCAUCUACAGAGCACAGCACUGUGUUAGAAAUCCAGGGGCUUCCUGAACAAUCUCUUUCUCAUGUGCAGGUUCACUGAUCACCCAGACCUGCUCACCUGUGCAGCAGAGCAGAGGGGCCUGGAAGGAGAGAGGAGACAGAAGCUAAAGAUGCAGGAUCUGGUGACAUUCAGUGAUGUGACUGUGACCUUCUCCAAAGAGGAGUGGGAAUGCAUGGACUCUGCUCAGUGGAAUUUGUACACUGAUGUGAUGCUGGAGAAUUACAACAACCUGGUCUUUGUGGAGAACUAUUACAAGUGUGAGCCUGUCCAUCAGCAUGUGAAGACUGAAAAGGAGUCUUGUCAGUGUAAUGAGCUUGGCAAAGUGCUUCAUGACCCCUCCACAUGUGCACUUUAUAGAACAAGUGAAACUACAGAAAACUCCAAUAACUACACAUGUAUUAAUCCCAGGGAUGCCUCUGUGGACUCAUUAAACCCAGACAGACAUGAAAGCAGGCACACUGGAGAAGAACCUUGCAGAUCUAAAGACUGUGAGAAAUCUGUAAAUUUGUGUUCCAACAUCACUCAUGAUCAGAGAUUCUACCCUGCAAAGAUAGAGCAGAGACAGGGAGAAUAUGAUGACUAUUUCAGCUCUGCAUACCGUCUUUUGCUACAACCAGUCAAUAUUGGAGAUAAACGACACCAAUGUGGUACAUGUGGGAAAUGCUUCAGUGCUGCCUCAAAACUCAUUGUGCAUGAGAGAGUUCAUACUGGCAUUAAACCCUACAAGUGCAACGUUUGUGAAAAGUCCUUUACACAGAUUUCAAGUUUUAAAGCACAUCAAAGAAUUCAUAGUGGGGAGAAACCUUACAAGUGUAAAGAAUGUGGAAAGUCAUUUCGUUACUUGUCAGGAAUUAAUAGCCAUCAGAAAAGGCAUUCUGGAGAGAAACCUUACAAGUGCAAUGACUGUGACAGACACUUUCCCCACUAUUCAUCAUUGAGUAGGCAUAGGAAAACUCAUUCUCUAGAGAAGUUUCACAAAUGCGAAGAAUGUGGUAAGUCCUUUGUUAAAUUAUCACUUCUUAACAGGCAUUACAGAAUCCAUACUGGUGAAAAGCCUUACAAAUGUGAGGUAUGUGACAAAUGCUUUAACUGCAACUCAACUCUUAGAACACAUCAGAAAAUUCACACUGGAGAGAAACCUUACAGAUGUGAGGACUGUGACAAAUCUUAUACUUGCUGCUCACAUCUUAGAGCACAUCAGAAAAUUCAUACUGGAGAGAAACUUGCUAAAUGUAUAGAUUGUGACAAAUCCUUUAUCGAUAUCACAACUCUUAGAAAACAUCGGAGAGUUCAUACUGGAGAGCGACCUUACAGUUGUAAGGACUGUGACAAAUCCUACAGCACUUCCUCAAAUCUUCGAAUACAUCAGAGAGUUCAUACUGGAGAGAGACCUUACAUGUGUAAGGAAUGUAACAAAUCCUUUACCAGAUUCUCAUUUCUUAGAACACAUCAGAGAGUUCACACUGGGGAGAAACCUUAUAGAUGUAUGGAAUGUGACAAGUCCUUUACACAGGACUCACAUCUUAGAAGACAUCAGAGAGUACAUACGGGAGAGAUGCCCUAAAGCUGUCAGGUUUGUGACAGUGUUUUUUUUCUCAAUCUUAUCUUUUAAGGAGACAUCAGAAACAUACAGGAGAGAUACAUGACAUUUGCUAAGACUGUGACAUAUCCUAUAUCUGAGGUCUUAGAAGACAUCAGACAGUUCAUACUGGAGAAUGGCAUUACAGUUGUUUUUUUGUUUUGUUUUCUUUUUUUCGAGACAGGGUUUCUUUGUGUAGCUUUGGAGCUUAUCCUGGCACUCGCUCUGGAGACCAGGCUGGCCUCUUGAACUCAUAGAGAUUCGACUCCCGAGUGCUGAGAUUAAAGGCGUGUGCCACCAACGCCCAGCGCCCUUACAGUUGUAAGGAGUGUGGCAAAUCCUUUUCCAGUUGCUCAAAUUUUGGAAGGCCUCAUAGUAUUCAUGCUGGGGUGAAACCCUACAAAUGUAUGGAAUGUUUCAUGUCCUUUACCCGUGACUUGAAUCCUAGAAGAUAUGCAAGGGUUCAUACUGGAUGUAGACUUUACAGUUGUUAGGAAUGUGACAAAUCCUUUGUCCUCUCUUCUGCUCUAUGGAAACAUCAGAAAAUCCAUAAUGGAGAGAAACCAUACACAUGCAAAGACUGAGCCAUCCUUUAUCCAGAUUUUGAAUCUUAGGAGACACUAGAAAUGUCAUGCUGGAGAGAAACUGACUGUUUAAAUAAUGUGACAUAGCGUUUUCCACUACGCUCUGCUCACAAAUCACAACAGUUUACAAAAUACUCAGGGAGAGCA